AACCCCCCACCCCCAGAACUAGAGAGGUUGGGUGUACCUGUCUGGAAUUGAUUGAAGGCAAACUCUCCUCCGCUCCCGCAAGCAAGCGCUGCGAGCUCAGCCAGAGCCGCCGCCGCCGCCGCCGCCGGUCUAGAUGCGAGUGCAGGCUUAACUCUUUCCUGGCUCUCUGGAUUUGUACCAUGCUCAAGAUCCUGACCAAGAAACUCAGGAAUCAGAGUCUGAAUGAGAUCCAGCCCUUCCAGGUAAAGAUUUCCUAUCCCCCAAGUGAUGAGGAUGGGAGUGAUGAUUCUGAAGGAGAGAACCAGGAACUGGCUCAGAUUGACAGAGAAAGAAGACGGAAUUGCACCUUAAUGCCCUUGGCGAACAACCAGCUGCAGAAUCAAGAAAAUCAGUGCUGCAAAGUACGGGCUCAUUAUCCUCCUGGGCUGGACCACCACAGCUCUGAAGAAGAGCUGGAAUGCAUCAACCGUGAAUUUGCCGCCGAGAAACGCAAGUGGUCGCAAGUCAACAGACUGGCUUGCUGUGGUGAUAGCUACAACACCUCCUCUAGCGAUGAGGAAGUAAAGAACUUGUGCAGCAUGUCCUUCCGGCCUGUGGUGGAUGCAGCAGAGAACUUGCAUGCCAGCCCCAGUCCGGUGCUCUUUAGUGCCUCUCCUCCCAAGAGACUCCAUCCCUUAGUACGGUCUCCAGUCUCUCGGCCUCUCAUAUUCACCAGCGUCAGUGCCAGCUUUGAGCAAGCAAUGCCAUGCAAGCGACACCGGCAAGGCUAUGGAGACAAGAUUGCUCGGCCCAGCCUAGACCUAGAAAAAAUGCAACAGAAGAUGCUGUUUAAGAAGAAUUGUGGCACAAAGACAAGAAUAAUAAAAAUUCGUCAUAUCAAUGGGAGCCGACCACCACCUCAUUUUGUGUAUGACCCGUCAAUGUUUGCCUUCCGAUCCCUGAGCACCUUGAAGCCUCUGAGCCCGGUAGCUCCAGUUGAAGAACCAUCAUGUGCCUACUGAAGGAAGUCCUCAAAACUCUCAGGAAUCAUAUCAAUCAAUGGGCCAGCAGGGACAUGUUAUGGGAGGACCUGAAUCUGAAAUAACCACUGAGAUCCUUGGUUAACAGGAGAUGAGUGAUUUUUCUCAUGUCUGGUUUUCAUGCUGUUGUGACUUCGGAAUAUUGACAGGAAGGGAAUGUAUGUGCAUUGAGCAAGCUAGGCUUGUAAGCCAUAGUGCAAUUAACAAGAUGGCUUCUGGUAAACAGAAAGCUAGUGUCAUAUCAAAGAAUGUUGGGAUGUUGCCCUAAUGAAGGAACGGUCAUGCAUGUGCUGGAGUGUGAUCAAUAAGCAGGUUUCAUUGGUUUCCUGCUCCAAGUCUAGCUGACCUGUUCUUUCUACACAGGGCUAUCCAAGUGGACUUGAUUACUCUCCAAGGAUCUCACUGUUGACUGUUAAUGUCAAGACAGAGCUGGCCUUAUAUAGAGCCGGCGUUAGCUGUCUGUGGAGGAUGUUUUGUUCACAUGUGACAAAGUUAUAGGCGAAAGUGAGAAGUGUACAGGAGAGGUGAAUGGCUUCAAUAAAUCACAAAAUAUUUGCUUUUUUUGAACUACAACUCAGAGAGUUCCCAAAGUUGCAUGGCCAGCGGCCGUGCUUUUGAGGAAUUCUGGGAGCUGUAGUCCCAAAAAUGCAAACACACAAACCUCUAAUAAACAGUAGUAGCAUAUGCUCUAAAAAAUACUUUCUCCAUGGGCGGGUGGGGGGAACGUUUGAAAAAAUAUAAGGAGAAACAGAGCAUGCUGUGACAGAUCAGAUGUUGGUUUUAUCUAGAAUCCAUGAGGAAAUGUGAAGAGGCCCAAUUUCCUCUCACUUCAGCCCCUUCCACAAUCUUAUGAGCUGUAUGUGUGUCACUUCCUUAUAUCUCUAUUCUCUGUGUCUGUAGAACAUGUAUGAAAACUGCAACUGUAGGUACAGGUGCUAAACCGCAUGCUUGGCCCCACCUGUUUGUCCCAGUAUAUUGGAGCUAUGCUGGAAUAGCAGUGCAAGGGAUAGAAGCCCCAAGGUGGGUGGAGGAGUGCCUUUCCUUUUGUAUGUAACUCCACCAGUUUAGGUUUAUUUUACGUAGUGGAGACAACAAUUUGUGAGUGUUCCCACCCAUUUGCAUACGUAGCUCAUGCAGGUAUAGGAGAUGGGAAAGCAGAGUGACAGAACUGUUUCAAUAACAGGUUAUGACACCAUCCUCACACAAUGGUGAUUCCCUAACUGUGUUGCUGAAAUAUUCAUGGAAGGGAAUGCGCUAGCCUCCCCUCCUUCCCAUGUUCCUUUGCUUGCUAGAAGGCAGUGUGCCUGAUAGGAAGAGCAUCUUCUACCCUUGCAGGAUGUCCACAUGUGCAAAAACAUGGAAUAAUAGGGGUUCAUUCUCAUAUAGAGAACCUCUGUCGGUAGAAGAAGCACUAUCUUUCAGAUGCAGUGUUUUUCUACAGCCAAAGUGAUGCUGGAAAAAGUGAGGCUAAACGACAUGCUUGAUGACCACCAGAAUAGACCUGGAGAAACGGAGCAUUUCUGCUGUUAAGUGGCUGAAAUUCUAUAGGGUCUCCUGCUAACUCAGUGAUACCUGGUGUGUACUGAGCUUUAGGAAAUUGAAGUUUUACACUGUUCUCUGUGACUAUAUGAUUUCAAGGGUAUCUACUCAAAUGUUUAUCUUAUCUGUGUACUAAUAAUGUGGUGGAUAAUCUUGGAAGCACUCACGCUGCUUGAUAUCCAUUUUAAAAAGAUCUAAAACAAUUAUUUGGGAAAUGCAAUUUUUGCUGGUUUCAGAUCAUUGUCUUUUGCAUUUAGGACAUUAGGUUUUGAUUUCUGCCAUGGAAUGUCGCCCAUGUGGACAAGGCCAACUUCACUCGUUGAUGAUGUUGGAAGCUGAAGGCCAGAAACUCUUUUAAGCUAUGAGUGUGCAUUAACAAUGCUGCACGUAGUCCUUCCUGUAGUGAUGUUGUGCUACUGGCAGGGAGCAUUAAGAUAAAGGGACCCCAUGUAUUGAUUUCUCAUUACACAGUUCCACAUCAGGUUCAUAGAUGUGAACAGCCCUCUUUUCCACCAGCAUAUUGAUAAGAGAAAAAUUAAGCUGUUCUUUGUCCAUUGGGUAUGCUCUGAUGAGAAUAAAAUCAGCAAUGCAAUGCAACAAGACAGAUGUUUAAAAACAUGUGUUUUUCUCUUUUUAGUGGAAGAAGAGAAUUCAUUUUCUUCCUUUGGAUCUUAACUGUGAUUUUUUGCAGGCACCAUGGUAUGAUGGGAUCUGUCGUCAUGAGCUUGAUUUUUCUAUAGAAAUGACAAGGGCAAAUGUGAACUGUUUUUACUGUUUCUGUAAGUUGGGUUUGGCCUGCAAACAGCCAAUGUGUGUCAUGGUGAGGAGAGGUAUGGAGGAGCUUACUCCUCUAUCAAAAGCCACCCUCUCUUGUGCAGAAUGCCUUUUUUUCUUUUGCUGAAUAGCUGUCUACUUUUGAUUGGCCAAGACGAUACCGUCCCAUCUGACGCUCCGAGGUGAAAGAACAGAGGGGAAGGUGACCUCUGUUGAAUGUGGCCUUCCUUUAUUACUUAAUGUAACAUUGCUCUCUCUCACUGGUUUUUCAGUCAGAACAAUAAAGUUAAACUUUAACUGCU
Pogona vitticeps (central bearded dragon) is the source of this 3634-nucleotide messenger RNA. RefSeq lists its product as uncharacterized. The record is from RefSeq and is a predicted model, not a curated record. NCBI's taxonomy places the organism in Eukaryota, Metazoa, Chordata, Lepidosauria, Squamata, Agamidae.